UUCAUCCACGUUAAUUCCCUUCUCGAUACCUCGUCGCCAGUCAGGCUUAUAUUCACCAUUCGUCGCUUUCUCAUACCCAAUCCUAAAUCGUCUCCCACAGAGACCGGUUCGGAGCCAAGAUUGGACCUGAAAGCCAGUGGCCUAGUAGCCCUUGCCGUAGCCCUUGUCGUGGUCCUUCCAAUGGUCCUUGCCGUGUCCCUUGUCGUCCCCUCCAUGCCCCUUGCUCUUGUCGUCCCCAUGACCUCCAUGCCCCUUGCUCUUGUCGUCCCCAUAACCUCCAUGGCCCUUGCCCUUGUCGUCCCCAUAACCUCCAUAAUCAUUGCCACGGCGAUCUUUGUUGUAGUGGCCUUUGUCUCCGCCCUUGGAAGGAUAGCCGUACUUGUCGUCGUACUUGUCGUCGUCAUCGUCGUCAUCUCCCUUGCCCUUAUGCUUCCCACCCUUGUCACCGUAGCGACCGUAUCCGCCCUUGGGAGGAUAAUGGUCGCCGUACUUGGCUGGAGCACCUGGCUCAGCCUCAGGGGCAGGGGCGGCCAGAAUGGCCGGGGCAGCAGCGGCAAUGAGGGCGAUGAGGGAGAGCUUCAUUUUGACGUCAAUGGGUGAGAGGAUGUUUGAGGAAGUAGGAAUUGCAAAGGGUUCGUCCAAGAGGUAUACUAAGAGAAGAUAGCGGUUGUCAGGAGAAGUCAAAGUUGAUUCUAUCUGUAUGAGCUGGGAGAUAG
Ilyonectria robusta is the source of this 716-nucleotide messenger RNA. RefSeq lists its product as uncharacterized. NCBI's taxonomy places the organism in Eukaryota, Fungi, Ascomycota, Sordariomycetes, Hypocreales, Nectriaceae. The transcript has a single exon. The annotation marks the transcript as partial. The record is from RefSeq and is a predicted model, not a curated record.